UAUCACCAUUCACCAGUGGAUUUUUGAAUACCUGACGUUUGUACACAGAAUAAUUAUUCCGUGGUUUGUAUAUGGGAUUACGGGGGAGUAAAUUAUAUUUUUAUUUUAUAACGUUCUCAACUUCUCAUUGACUUCUACACAAUUUACAUUUUACGUUUUAUAUUAUUUGGUGUAGACUGUAGACAAUUUGAAUGAUACUAAAAAAAUAUACUUAAAAAAGGUUCAUAUUUUAUUCACCUUAAAUCAAAUUACCGGCGAUAUUUUUAUACUGAAUUUAAAAUGACUUUUGCAACUGAUAAAUUUUAUGGUGGAUUAACCGUUGGUGUACUGAUUGGUCUGGCUCUCCAUACGAUCGUUAAUUAUAUUUUCAAAACUAAUUGUACAAGUCAAGAUAAAAAAAGCGUGGUUGAAAGUCAACAACAAGCACCCAAAUCGCUACCAAAUAAAAAUGGAGAAUUCAAAAUUGCAUUAUUGGUUCGCCAUGAUUUGAAAAUGGGCAAAGGCAAAGUUGCAGCACAAUGCUCACAUGCAAUUGUGCACUGUUAUGAAGAAGGCUUGAGGUUAAAACCAAGAGAAAUAAAAAGCUGGGAGUCAAACAAUAAACCAGUAAAUAUAUUCAAGGUAGCAGAUGAAGAAACUAUGUUAGAAUUUCAGAAAUUGGCCAUUGAAAAAGGAUUCACUACUUAUGUAGUAGUAGAUGCAGGUCGUACACAAGUCGCUCCCAGAUCUAAAACAGUGAUGGCUAUAGGUCCAGUUGAAAAAGAAUGUGCAGUCGUAUCAGUUACUGCAAACAAUAAAACUAAAUUGCGCAAUUUACCCUCUCAGUGUGCUAGAGUUGUUUUACGUGCACCAGAUUUAAAAACAUUAGAAUGUGUUCAAAAGCAAUGCAAGUUAUUUGACAUUCCAACAGCAACUUUUACUGAAAACAAUGAAAUGACGGUUUUAGCGAUUGGUCCAGCUAAUGAAGCUUCUAUAAAUGCUCAAGUGCACAGUUUAAAAUUAUACUAAUAUUAUUUACUAUUAAAUAUUUAUAUUUGAA
Myzus persicae (green peach aphid) is the source of this 1039-nucleotide messenger RNA. RefSeq names its product peptidyl-tRNA hydrolase 2, mitochondrial-like. Gene Ontology annotation, molecular function: peptidyl-tRNA hydrolase activity. Gene Ontology annotation, cellular component: mitochondrion; cytosol. Lineage: Eukaryota; Metazoa; Arthropoda; Insecta; Hemiptera; Aphididae. The record is from RefSeq and is a predicted model, not a curated record. The coding region runs from base 280 to 1008 and encodes 242 amino acids. The transcript is spliced from 3 exons.